GUGGUAGGACAGCAGUACCACGGUGUAUGUGUAACUCUGCACGUAGCGCUUCUCCUGACGGGAGCUGAAGACCAGCCCACUCCAACAGAUGGCGAGCACUGUCCCGCAGCAGCGUGGCUAAGUCAGAAACACCGAAAAGUAUGUGCAGUCAACUUUAGCAAGUCAUCUUUUUUUGGAGCUUACUAGACCUACGACUUGAGCCUUGGAUUGGAGCUACAUUUAUUUAUUUUUUGAAGGAUCCGUUUACCACAUCAAGAUGUUUGGGAUGAGACUGCAGUUAUGUAUUUUUCUGAGCUUCCUCUUGAAGUCCCUCUCAGCCCACAAUGACUUCUACACCUCAAUAGGUCACAUGACAGACCUGCUGUUCACAGAGAAAGAUAUGGUCACUUCUCUCAAGGAAUAUAUCAGAGUGGAGGAGAGCAAGCUGGAGCAGGUCAAACGGUGGGCCGAUCAGCUGGAAUCCCUGUCCAUCACGGCCAUCCAGGACCCUGAGGGCUUCCUGGGCCACCCGGUCAACGCCUUCAAGCUGAUGAAGAGGCUCAACACGGAGUGGGGCAUGCUGGAGACCCUGGUGCUCUCUGACACCACCGAAGCCUUCAUCUCCAACCUGACCAUGCAGCGCAAGCACUUCCCCACCGAGGACGACCAGACGGGGGCGGCCAAGGCUCUGCUGCGGCUGCAGGACACGUACCAUCUGGAGACGAACACCAUCGCCACCGGCAACCUGCCUGGCGUGACGUACAAGAGCCCCAUGACGGUGGAGGACUGCUACGAGCUGGGGAAGAUUGCCUACUCGGACUCAGACUACUACCACACAGAGCUGUGGAUGAGCCAAUCCCUGCAGCAGCUGGACCAGGGGGAGGAGUCCACCAUCGACAAGGUGACCGUGCUGGACUACCUCAGUUACGCCAUCUACCAACAGGGAGAGUUAGAGAGAGCGCUGGAGAUCACCAAGAGGCUGCUCUCACUGGAUUCGGAGCACCAGCGCGCCCGGGGGAACCUGAAGUACUUUGAGUUCCAGAUGCUGCAGCAGAGGAGCGAUGAGGAGGAGGCCGCCCAGAAACAGAGGAACGAGGGGACGGUGGGCAACAAAACAGAGGAGAAGAAGAAAGGCUUCAAGGAGCCCAUCCCCGAGAGGAAGAUGUACGAGAAGCUGUGUCGGGGCGAGGGCAUCCAGAUGACACCGCGCAGACAGAGCCGGCUCUUCUGCCGUUACUAUGACAACCACCGCAACCCCAUGUACCUGCUGAGUCCGGUGAAACAGGAGGAUGAGUGGGACCGGCCCUACAUCGUCCGCUACCACGACAUCAUCUCCCACAGCGAGAUCGAGAAGGUCAAGAGCCUUGCCAAGCCCAGGCUGCGCAGAGCCACUAUUUCCAACCCAAUCACCGGCAUAUUGGAGACCGCUCCAUACCGGAUCAGCAAGAGGCGUGCUACGGUGCAUGACCCCCUUACCGGGAAACUGACCACGGCCCUGUACAGAGUCUCCAAGAGUGCCUGGCUGACUGGCUACGAUGACCCGCUGAUCGAUAAGAUUAAUCAGAGGAUUGAAGAUCUCACCGGGCUGGAGAUGGACACUGCAGAAGAGAUGCAGGUUGCAAACUAUGGUGUCGGAGGUCAAUAUGAACCACACUUUGACUUUGGAAGGAAAGACGAACCGGAUGCAUUCAAAGAGCUGGGCACGGGGAACCGUGUGGCAACGUGGCUCUUCUAUAUGACUGACGUGGCAGCAGGGGGCGCUACAGUGUUUCCAGACGUAGGAGCAGCCGUUUGGCCCAAGAAGGGAACUGCGGUGUUCUGGUACAACCUGUUUGCCAGCGGGGAGGGAGACUACAGCACGCGGCACGCAGCAUGCCCAGUGCUGGUGGGAAACAAGUGGGUAUCGAACAAAUGGAUUCAUGAGCGCGGCCAGGAGUGGAGGCGGCCCUGUGACCUGGACCAGUCUAAGUAAUAGGGGUGUUUAUCACGACUCCCAGUACCAGCUCCUCGCGAUACUGAACUCUCCGACCACCACAACACACAGAACGAUGACGGUUGCCAUCACCCGGCCCUCCGGUCACUCCUUCUCCCCUCCGGUCCGCCCGGGGCGCACGGAUCGUUGAUUUGUUUGUUUGGGGUGCGUUGUGCAUUCACAAGCAGCGUUUGGGAGUGAUGUAGUGGUCUUUUUGGCCGAUGUCUUCCCCCCCCCCCCCCUCCUGCCCCCUCCACCGAGGCUACCGCACAUGCUGUCUUUGCACUCCGGGUGAACUGUUUUUGUAGAGCCCUCUGAGAGACCGCAAGCUCCAUCCAGGCGUUUGGCCGCCUGUUCUUUUCAACGAUGAACAGGCUGCAGAGGGUUUUUUUAUGUUUUAUAAUAGCCCACACUAAAUUCUCUCUAGUCCGAUGAUAUAGAUAAUAUAUUAUGUAUGACAUAAAAAAACUAUUGGAUUAUGCUUUAAGAAAAGGAAUAAAGGAUGAAAUAAUGUUCCCAAUACAAACAAUGCAGCUAACAUAUUUUUGGAGUGUUGUUGAACAAUUUAUGGUUUCAAAAGGCCAAAACCUUGAUAUUGUUUAUGAAAAUCACUACGCAAUAUGUGAAAGUAGGCGUAUGGGGUUACCUACUCCAUAAGUUUAGUUUUUUUUGUAUUUAUAUUUUACAUUUUCUUUGUGUCUCUUGUAAAAAUAAGAAAGUUUGUUUUUGCAAUAAAAAAUACUUUUGUGUUGCUAAAUUAC
Molecule: messenger RNA, 2712 nt
Organism: Gadus morhua (Atlantic cod)
Lineage: Eukaryota; Metazoa; Chordata; Actinopteri; Gadiformes; Gadidae
Gene: p4ha1b
Product: prolyl 4-hydroxylase, alpha polypeptide I b
Exons: 16
Coding region: 257-1951 (564 amino acids)
Biological process (GO): peptidyl-proline hydroxylation to 4-hydroxy-L-proline
Cellular component (GO): endoplasmic reticulum
Molecular function (GO): procollagen-proline 4-dioxygenase activity; L-ascorbic acid binding; iron ion binding
Source: RefSeq, a predicted model, not a curated record